GCAACUAUGAAACUCAAGGUUUCCCAUCGUGGGAAGCACCACGAGAUAUCGUUCGAAGAAAACAGCAGCCCAAUCCUUUCAGAUCUGCAAAGAGAAAUCGAGAAAGCAACGUCCAUUCCGCCACACCUCCAAAAGCUACUUCCGAGCAAGGUCGCAGGCUCUCCCAGCCAGCCGAAGUUGAAUGGACAACGACCAGAAGCUACACUGGAAGAACUAGGCAUCCGAGACGGGAUGCGCAUCAUGCUGCUCGGCGUCACUGGCGACGAGCUCAAAAGCGUCACUAGACAAGAGCUUGCGGCUGCCACUCGACAAUCGCCAAGGAAGCUCCACGAGUCGCUGCUGAGAGGUGCACGACCGCGGAACACGACCAUGGCAGCCAUUUCGCCAUUCGGCAAUAUCUACGCGCAUCCCAACUUUCCUGCGUACACACCCGAGGCGAAUGAGCGUGCCGCAUCCUACCUGCGCAGGCUCGCCAACGACCAGGGGGUGUUGCAUGUCAUGGCACUGCACAGCUACCAUGUCGGUGUAUUGACGGAGCUGCUCCCGCACGAGCAUCCGAACCUGCUCGGCCUGAAUGAGAAUAUGGGGCAGCGGAUCAGUUUGCGCAUACGGACGGAUCGCUACGAUGGCUUUCGGGACUAUGCCACAAGUCGGCGCGUGCUGAUGCACGAGCUAGCGCACAUCGAGGUGCACGACCACCCGCCAGAGUUCAAAGAGCUCAACUCGUUGCUCAACGCGCAACUGGCCGCUUUCGAGCGCGCACAACGCGACGGGUCGCAUCUUCUCAGCGUCGAUGAGGUGUACGAGCCUGAAAGUGGAGGGAGAAGUUCGGGGAGACAGGUUGGCAUGUUUGGGCAAACUAGGGAAGAGGAGGAACGCGAGGAGCGAAGGCUGCGCAUCCUCAGGGCGACGGAGGAGCGGCUCAGCCAAAUGGAGCACGACAUCGAGCUUGGAUGUGGUUCGACUAGGAAGGGUGGUCAACAGCGGGAUUGA
Molecule: messenger RNA, 993 nt
Organism: Tilletiaria anomala UBC 951
Lineage: Eukaryota; Fungi; Basidiomycota; Exobasidiomycetes; Georgefischeriales; Tilletiariaceae
Product: WLM-domain-containing protein
Exons: 2
Molecular function (GO): protein binding; proteasome binding
Source: RefSeq, a predicted model, not a curated record